Molecule: messenger RNA, 774 nt
Organism: Porites lobata
Lineage: Eukaryota; Metazoa; Cnidaria; Anthozoa; Scleractinia; Poritidae
Source: the annotation of a GenBank genome assembly
AUGUUUUCUUGUCCGCACGAGGGUUGUGUUAAGAUGUAUCAGCGUCACUAUGCUUUGGAAAAUCACUUGCUGUAUAGGCAAUGUGAGUUUCUACCGGUCAGAGAAACUCUUAUGGACAAGGCCAAAGUAUUAUACCAUGAUAAACUACUCUCUGAGGCGAGCAACCUGCCAUCCGUGAAAGCUGAGUCAAGUCAAUGCCCGGUAACAACUGAGGUUCUUCCACAAGGGUGGGCUUUAAGAUCCGCUAGAAAGGCAACACGGUUUAGUGAUUCCCAGCGACAGUACUUAGACGGGAAAUUUAAUGUCGGGCAAGCAACCGGAGUGAAACUUGAUGCUGUCGAUGUUGCACGUGACAUGCGUUACGCGCGAAACCAGGAAGGGGAAAAGCUGUUCACUGUAAGUGAAAUUUUGACCGAGCAGCAAAUUCAGUCAUACUUUUCAAGACGAGCCUCUAAACUCCGGCAUUCUCAUUCAGAAGAUCCAGAAUCUGAUGGAGACGAGGAUGUUAUGGGCGCUGAAGAGGAAAUCGCGCACGAAAAUGUUCGCGCAGUUGUGUUAGAGGAGGUGGGAAUAAGGCACCCAAUUGUUUUCGACACUUUCAACUUAUGUGACAUGCACAAGGCAGGUAAACUGCGACACCUAAGCGUUUCCAUGCUGCGUUCCAUUUGCGAACAUUUUGACAUCGAGGUGAUGGACAUCAAAGGACGACGCAAAGCUCCUUACUUGUCUCUACUUGGGGAACUUCUCGUGGCAUGCAGUUGUCAUAACAGUUAG